GUUAAAUGUCUGAUUAACACAAUUGUAAGCAAAAUGUGAUGUGAAUGAAAUGACAUGAUGCAUAAAAAACAGGGAGAGCAGCAUCCUCUAUCCUCUGGAAUUCUAAAUCACUUACUCGCCGCUGAUUGGCUGUUGAGUUUUGACCCUUGUUGGGAUGGACCUGUUGGAUAAAAGGAGGGAUCAUGCGUAUUGCGCCGUGGAUGCCUGUGCACAAGGGACCGACUCGUAUGUGAAGAAGGGAAUAGUCUCAGAGGCACCAUGACAGGAAAGGAUGGGGCUGUUUUGUCGGAAAGUUUGAACAAAUCAAAAUCAGUGUGUGCCGCUGAGAACGGGGGAAAUAACAAUCCACAUCUGUCAAAGAGCAGCACCACACAUCCGCCCAAAUGCACGGGCUUCGGCAUCCAGGAGAUCCUGGGACUAAAUAAAGAGCCGUCCUCGGCUCCGCGGAGCACACUGGACUCGUUCCCUGCCGGGGCGCACCUUCUAGCCAGCAGGUCGAUGCUCGGUCCAGCUGGUGUUGGUGUUGGGGUCGGGAUGGGAUUAAUUGGCCCUGGAGGUAUUCCAUCGUUCUACAGGCAGCCGGCGUUUCUUGAGGUGCUGUCAGACGCGCAGAACGUCCAUCUGCAGCCGCUCAACAGGACAGUGGGACCGCUGCAAACGAACCAGUCCGCCAGCUCAGAUUCAGAGGAUGUCUCUUCAAGUGAAAGGAAAGUAUCAAAAUCUUCACUGAGCCAGAGCAAGAAGAGAAAAAAGAGACGACACAGAACAAUAUUUACAUCUUACCAGCUGGAAGAACUGGAGAAGGCGUUUAACGAGGCUCAUUAUCCGGAUGUGUACGCCAGAGAAAUGCUGGCCAUGAAAACCGAGCUGCCCGAGGACAGAAUACAGGUGUGGUUCCAAAAUCGGAGGGCCAAGUGGAGAAAGCGGGAGAAGUGUUGGGGUCGUAGCAGCGUGAUGGCUGAAUACGGGCUCUACGGUGCCAUGGUGCGUCACUCCAUCCCUCUGCCUGAGUCCAUACUGAAGUCUGCCAAAGAUGGCGUCAUGGACUCCUGUGCUCCCUGGCUUCUAGUUCGAGAUGGUUUUCCUACCACCAGCUGCUUUUCUAAACACGAAUACCCACCAUUCUUUGCAGGGAUGCACAAGAAGUCCUUGGAGACUGCUGCAGUCCAAUCAAAUGAGAAGUCAGAUGUCACUCAGAAACCGACCAAUCCCAAGCCGGAUGAAGCCGCCGAGGCUGAGGAAAGGAGGACAGAGUCACCCAUAUCCAAAGAGGAACUGAGGGAGAACAGUAUUGCUGUUCUCAGGGCAAAAGCACAGGAGCACAGUGCCAAAGUGCUGGGAACGGUUUCCUCUGAGAGACUAGAGCACAAAAUGGAGACGUCAGUGACAGAGGAGAAGUCCAGCGAACAGUUAGAUGCAAAAGAAGAGGAAAAGAGUUCUUAGAUUAUGCACUGUAAUUCAUCCCUUCAUAAUGCCACAAAACAUAUAGGCUUGGUGUGAAAAUAUCUGGGCUGUUUUAUCUUCCUCAUAUUCCUGCACUGAUCCCAUGAAAGCACUGGACUUUUGAUUGAUUCUCAAUGUUCCUCUGCAUUUUAUUUUACAUUAGCACGGUCAAAACCGUUUAGAAAUUUUCAGUAUUUUGAUAGCAGCAUCAGUCCAUCAUGCCAGUGAUUAAUAGCUUUUUUUUCUUCCAGCCAUAAAAAUUCUAGGAAUAAGUAUAGGGCUCCUUUAUCAUGUUGGCAGCCUCCUCAGUGCUGUUUGCAAAAUUGCUCAAUUGAAUAAAACCAUAAAUGUGUGGAUAUUUAUGAUCUAAUUUCAGUAUUAAGUAAUAUUGUCAUCAGAAAAUUAUUGGUCAAGAACUCCUACUGAGCUUUGAAAGCACAGAAUUUACGUGCUUUUCAUUUGAAUUUUGUACAGUACCCCGUCUUCAAACUCUCAGUGGUAAAAAGUUGUAAUAGAGUGUAUUGAUGUAUAUAUUGUAAAUUAAAAUAGCCUGCUACAGUAUUGUUUGAACUAUACAUUAAUGUACUGUAGUCUUAUGUGCUUUUUUUCGUAACAUGUAAAAUGUACUACAAAUUAUAAA
This is a messenger RNA of Sinocyclocheilus rhinocerous, 2083 nucleotides long. RefSeq names its product visual system homeobox 2 (gene vsx2). Gene Ontology annotation, molecular function: sequence-specific double-stranded DNA binding; DNA-binding transcription factor activity, RNA polymerase II-specific. The coding region runs from base 259 to 1443 and encodes 394 amino acids. NCBI's taxonomy places the organism in Eukaryota, Metazoa, Chordata, Actinopteri, Cypriniformes, Cyprinidae. The record is from RefSeq and is a predicted model, not a curated record. The transcript is spliced from 5 exons. Gene Ontology annotation, biological process: regulation of transcription by RNA polymerase II. Gene Ontology annotation, cellular component: nucleus.